This is a messenger RNA of Cantharellus anzutake, 1944 nucleotides long. RefSeq lists its product as uncharacterized. The record is from RefSeq and is a predicted model, not a curated record. The coding region runs from base 1 to 1944 and encodes 647 amino acids. NCBI's taxonomy places the organism in Eukaryota, Fungi, Basidiomycota, Agaricomycetes, Cantharellales, Hydnaceae. Gene Ontology annotation, molecular function: RNA polymerase I general transcription initiation factor activity; rDNA binding. Gene Ontology annotation, biological process: transcription initiation at RNA polymerase I promoter; nucleolar large rRNA transcription by RNA polymerase I. The transcript has 3 exons. Gene Ontology annotation, cellular component: RNA polymerase I upstream activating factor complex.
AUGCUCAUAUCUCAUGCCAAUCACGUCCUUGACCAUUAUCGUGGACCUCCACGCCGCAAAUCUCUGGUCUCUCUUCCCGGCUCAUUCGUACCCCCUAACACAUAUUGGACUCCCGAUGAGAAGCGAAACUUGUACCAUCAUCUACAACGAUUUUCCCGUUUGCGGUUAGAUCUUGUGGCUGAAGCACUUGGCACGAAGACUCUCGUUGAAGUCAUCACAUAUGUUGGGAUCCUCGAGCGCGGGGUUCACGAGAGAUUGAAGCCGAGUGGGAAAAAGAUACGUCACCCCGCAGCAAUGGAGAUGUCGGAUGGCUGGGUUUUAUUUGAAGAGCACAUGUCGAAUUCCAUUCUUCAGAGAGAGGUUAUCACGGAACUCGAUGACAUUGUCAUCGAGCGUCGUAAAGCUUGCAGAGACGCCGGAGUAGAUUCUCGUCGCGUUCAGGUUGGCAUUGCCGUCCGAGACUAUAGUUUGGGACGUCUAAAGAGAUCGAGGUCUAACGAUGAUCUAGAUCCAUCAACUUCCCCGAACAAGAGACGUGUUUUGGAACACGAGUGGAUCAGAGAGGACCUGUUCAGGGAGCUGGACAAGGACCGACUGAAGCUCUUCGAUACGAUGUUGGACGAAUACUUCAAAUCCGGCACAUCCUCGUCGCAACCCGCGCCCGAUGUGGAUCUCAGUCCGUACCAAAUUGAUUUCAGCCGUCCGACGAAUUCGUCAGAUUACAUGUUGGAGCCCGAAGCCAGUGACGACGAGGGCGACUCUAACUCAGAUGAGGAUACUUCAACUGAGGAUGAGAUCAUUGUACCUAGCGAUUCUGAUGGCUCAGGUACUUCCAGGAUACCGACCUUUUCUCUGACAGAUCACAUAUCUACUAUAGAUUCCCCUUCAGAUGAUCCCCCGGAAAACGUCUCCGCUUCUCGUGCCGAUGGCGAUAGCCUCAACACUGAAAGUCAUGUAGAUACCGACUCUCAAAGCUCCAAUUCUCGCUCCAACGUUUGUUCCAGACCCGGAUCCCCCAUUAGCAUCAAUGCUCACGGUAUUCCGAAGCGACGGGCAAGACAUACACGUCGUGCCGUGAUCAAAGAUCUAGCAUCGCGGACCAAUUUCAAUGUCAAAGAUUUAUUACAUGACAAUAUGGACGUAUUCUAUUUCACUAGGCUCGGCAGACUCUUGCGUAUGUACAUGCUUUCGCUCCACCCACCCGACUUUCAGAUUCUUGCACGGAAGAACACACUUUUUCGGAGACGAACCGAGCCUACCGUAUUUUAUUCCACUCUAAGGAGAUUGCGAGAUCAUCUCCGGCAGUUCGUCUGUACGAUACUUGAAAGGGCAAUUGUGAUAGCAAAACAUGACCGUGAGUCCAGAAAAGUUGCCCGUGCGCGAGACGAUAUCAGGGAAAGUCACAUUCGGGAGUCUCUCGCCAUGUUUAUGCAGAAGGACAAAUUACUGCCUCGAAAGCAAUUCGUACAGACCCUCCCUUCGCGUCUCCAGCUUAGCAUCGAUAGGGACGAUCCUGACCUCCUUGCCGGGACUGAACGGUUCGUCAAACCACUGCCCGAGACAGUCUUAGAAGGACCAAGAGGAUUAUUCCAACCCUGCACGGAUAUCAAUAGUCCCAACAUCACAGUCCCUGUGGAGUAUAGACGCCCAAAUUGGUCAGCUGAGUUUGACAACCGUCCAUACGAGAGAGAAGAGGAUCAGUAUGUGGCGACUACUUGGGGGUUCGAUGGGCACUACGACAAUCUUGAGAAUGCGAUGUUCUCCAUGCAUCCGAGACCGGGAGAGGAGGAUAGGUUCAGACUUGAGAUGAUAAACGAUCGUGUUUAUGACAGGAAGGAUUCUGAUAAAGACUUGGAGUAUGAGGAGGAGCUUUGGUCUAUGUUCGAAGCCGACGAAUGGAGGGGCAGAAAACUUCCAAACCUGAAGUCGGGAGACCCGAUUUAG